UAAAAAGUUCUUUAUCCUUUGUCUCAAUAAAAAGCGCGCGAAAAUUAUACAGACAUGUAGAACGUUGCAUGGAAAGUAUGGGUGUAUUUUGUGUUGUAUAAAAACGGGAACAUCACGUCAGGUGAAUUACGCGUGUUCAGUGGAAAAAAACGCCCCGGUUUUCAGCCAGGUACCAAUAAUUCAUCAAGAUGUUGGUGCCAAUAUUUACAUUAAAUCUGAAGCAUAAAGUAAACCCACAUAUGGUAGCUGUAGGUAAAUAUGAUGGCGUCCAUUGCUCUCUCACCUGUGCAACAAAUGCUGGAAAGGUUCUCAUUCACAAUCCCCACAAUCGUGAAAGUCGGGCUUCGGAAGGGGAUGUGGCUCUGCUCAGUAUUAAUCAGCAGGUAACAUCUGUGUGUGCAGGCCGCUUGAAUCCUUCCAUCCCCAACGACGUGCUGGCUGUGGGUUCACAGACCAAUCUGAUGGUCUACAAUGUUGAAAAGAACACUGAUCUGUUUUACAAAGAGACACCAGAUGGUUCCAAUGCUGUUACAAUUGGCACACUUGGUUCUAUUGAAUCCACCAUGGUUAUAGUUGGUGGUAACUGCUCAAUUCAGGGAUACGAUCUGGAGGGAAAUGAAAACUUUUGGACAGUGACUGGUGACAAUGUGUGCUCACUCACACUUCUCGAUUUCACAGGCAAUGGACAGAAUGAGUUGGUUGUUGGAUCAGAAGAUUAUGACAUCCGUGUUUUCAGAGAGGAUGAAAUCAUUGCAGAAAUGACAGAAACAGAGGCAAUAACCUGUCUGUGUCCAAUGCAAGGAAGCAAAUUUGGGUAUGCUCUGGCUAAUGGCACAGUUGGUGUUUAUGACAAAACUGCUCGCUACUGGAGAAUAAAGUCGAAGAACCAGGCUAUAACAAUCAACAGUUUUGACCUGGACUCAGAUGGUGUUGCGGAGCUUAUUACAGGCUGGAGCAAUGGAAAGAUGGAUGCAAGGAGUGACCGCACAGGAGAGGUGAUCUUUAAGGACAAUUUUAACCAUGCCGUAGCAGGGGUGGUUCAGGGUGAUUACAGACAUGACGGCAAGCAGCAGUUGAUAUGUGUUUCUGUGGAAGGGGAAGUACGUGGCUACAACCCUGCCCCAGAAGAGAUGCGUGGAAAUCUGAUGGACACAAACAUGGAACAGGAAACCAUUCGGGAGCUCAGUCAGAGGAAACAGAAUCUGAUGAUGGAGCUGCGUAACUAUGAAGAGAACACUAAGGCAGGGGAGGCGGCCCAGGGUGUCCUCAGUGCCCGGGCAUCACAGGGCCGUGGGGGUCCCAUAUCGGCAGACAGACCCUUCCCUCCGGGCGUGGAGUACGAGCAGUCUACCAUGGGAGUGAUACCAGCAUCAACACAACUUCAGACAACAUUGUCAGUUAUACCUGGGGAUGAUCAAAAGCCUGCACAUGUAGAAUUGUUGGUGGCAACCACAAAUGAUACUAUUGUUAGAGCAGUUCUUAUAUUUGCUGAAGGCAUAUUUGACGGAGAAAGCCAUGUAGUGCAUCCCAGUGCAGGCUCUCUUAGCAACUUCAUCAAAGUAUCCAUAGUCCCUCCGAAAGAUGUGCCUGUAGAUCUACAUAUAAAGGCAUUUAUCGGCUACAAAAGCUGCACCCAGUUCCACGUGUUUGAGUUGACCCGACAGCUGCCUCGGUUCUCCAUGUACAUUCUCAGUGACGUGGCCAUAGAGCCAGCCAAGAGUGUCUGCACCUUCACGGUCAAUGAGAGAGUGCAGAGGCUGGUGAUGUGGAUCAAUCAGAACUUCCUGCUGCAGGAGGACGUGACAUGUGACCCCAGUGGCAGCCUCAGUCUGGCCUUUGUCUCACUGAGGGGCAGCGGGCCCUUCCACAUCAAGAUGGACACCUCUGGCACUGUUUCCCUGCAGACCAAUGACAUGGACCUGGCAGGGGACGUUGUACAGGCAGUGGCCACCUUCCUCAACCUGGAGGAUCUCAACACAACUAUAGAUUUCCCUGAGGAGAUGGAGAGACUCAGGGCCGUGCUUGUCAAGGUGGAUGAGUUCCACGCAGUACGCCAGAAGUUGACAGCGGAGAUGGCUGAUCAUUCCAAUCUGAUACGAAGUCUGGUUGUGAGGGCUGAAGAUGCCAGGCUCAUGGGAGACAUGGGGAACAUGAAAAAGGGUUACACCGAACUAUACAACAUGAACAGGGACCUGAUCAAUGGCUACAAGAUCCGCUGUGGAAACCACCAGGAGUUGCUGGCUGCACUGAAGAACGUUAACCUGAUAGUACAGAAGGCUGGACGCAUGAGGGUGGGCAAAUACAAGACCCAGGUGGUGAAUGCAUGCCGGGCUGCCAUCAAGAGUAACAAUGUGAAUGCACUGUUCAAGAUCAUCAAGACUGGUGGAAACUGAUAAGCGGCCUUCUGACAGGCCAUAGAACCAACUUUGGUGGACAAUCAAAGGUUACUUUCUGGACUUAGUGUACAGUAACAGUCCUGAAGUUUGCCCGCUGAAGCUUUGGAAUGGAAAGACCUGAACUAAAUUUUUAACAUUCCGUCCAUAUUAUGUUUAAAGUUUGAAGAUAGUGUGCUUAUAUUAAUUUAUUUUUAGAAUUAUUGUAUCAUGUGCUAUCCCUGUAGAUAUUGUAGGCUUAUAACAACCUGUCAGUUUCAUUUGAAUUAUUUAUUUUUAUCUCACAUAAAAAUAGCAUUUUUUUCAUGUACCAGUUUUUAUAAUAAUACUUAACCAUUUUAUUUAAUAUAUUCAGGCACUAUUGUUAAGGUAAGAUUAACAAGUGCAUUGCAAAAUAUCAACACAUUAAUACUUUAAGCACAUUUUAUUGUCCCCUACCGCUUUCACCGGAGGGGACUUAUGGUUUUCGCUCUGUUUGUCCGUCAGUCUGUCACACUUUUCUGGAUCCUGCGAUAACUUUGAAAAAUCUUCAUAUUUUUUCAUGAAACUUGAAACAUGGACAGAUGGCAAUAUGGAGAUUAUGCAUGUCAUUUUAUUUUGUUCCUACGUCAAGAAUUCUGGUUGCUAUGUUAACAAAUAGACUAGAAAUACUGCUGAAAAUGGUGGUUCCUGCACUUUUCUGGAUCCUGCGAUAACUUUAAAAGUUCUUCAUAUUUUUUCAUGAAACUUGCAACAUGGAUAGAUGGCAAUAUGGACAUUAUGCACGUCAUUUCAUUUUGUUCCUACGUCAAAAAUUGUGGUUGCUAUGGCAACCAAAAAAAAUAAUCUGAAAAUAGUGCAAUUUCUGACAAUGGUGGAGCCAGUAGGGGACCAUAUUGCUUGACAAUAGCCUUGUUUAUUUAUACCUUGAUGUGUUUAAAUAAUUCUUUUUUUUAAUUUAAUGUUUGUGCAUUUGUUAUUGAAUAAUAAAUUUGAGAAUGUG
This is a messenger RNA of Dreissena polymorpha, 3375 nucleotides long. RefSeq names its product Bardet-Biedl syndrome 2 protein homolog. The record is from RefSeq and is a predicted model, not a curated record. Gene Ontology annotation, biological process: non-motile cilium assembly. NCBI's taxonomy places the organism in Eukaryota, Metazoa, Mollusca, Bivalvia, Myida, Dreissenidae. Gene Ontology annotation, cellular component: motile cilium; BBSome; membrane. The coding region runs from base 189 to 2393 and encodes 734 amino acids. Gene Ontology annotation, molecular function: protein binding. The transcript has 22 exons.